Acinonyx jubatus (cheetah) is the source of this 3713-nucleotide messenger RNA. RefSeq names its product myosin binding protein C2 (gene MYBPC2). Lineage: Eukaryota; Metazoa; Chordata; Mammalia; Carnivora; Felidae. The record is from RefSeq and is a predicted model, not a curated record. The transcript is spliced from 28 exons. Gene Ontology annotation, molecular function: protein binding. The coding region runs from base 142 to 3564 and encodes 1140 amino acids.
GGGAGGGGAGUCUGAUGCCUCCCGGAGGCUCCUGGGAGUCUCUGGACUCCUUAAAGGGCUCCCCCCUGGGGGCCCACCUGUCCUCCUUAGGGCCCUGAGGGACAAAGCUGUGGUCAGAGGAGCGAGAAGAGGUCUGCCGACAUGCCUGAGGCGAAACCAGCGGCCAAAACGGCCCCCAAAGGCAAAGAUGAGGCCAAACAAGCUCCGAAGGAAGCGGCCCCUCAGGAGGCGCCUGCAGAGCCCCCCAAAGAAGCCCCACCUGAGGACCAGUCUCCCACUGCUGAGGAGCCCACUGGCCUUUUCCUGAAGAAGCCGGACUCUGUGUCGGUGGAGAAUGGAAAAGACACAGUGAUCGUGGCCAAGGUGAAUGGGAAGGAGCUCCCAGGGAAACCAGCCAUCAAGUGGUUCAAGGGAAAGUGGCUGGAACUGGGCAGCAAGAGCGGGGCCCGAUUCUCUUUCAAGGAGUCCCACGACUCUGCCAGCAAUGUAUACACCGUGGAGCUGCACAUUGGGAAGGUGGUACUGGGCGACCGCGGGAAUUACCGCCUUGAGGUCAAAGCCAAGGAUGUCUGCGACAGCUGUGCCUUCAACAUCGAUGUGGAGGUACCCCGUCAGGAUACCUUUGGGCAAAGUCUAGAAAGCUUCAAGCGUUCGGGUGAAGGGAAGUCAGAAGAUGGGGGUGAGCUGGAUUUCAGCAGCCUGUUGAAGAAGAGGGAGGUGGUUGAGGAGGAGAAGAAAAAGAAGAAAGAUGAUGAUGACCUAGGCAUCCCACCUGAGAUUUGGGAGCUCCUGAAAGGGGCAAAGAAGAGUGAGUACGAGAAGAUCGCCUUCCAGUAUGGCAUCACGGACCUCCGGGGCAUGCUGAAGCGGCUCAAGAAGGCCAAGGUCGAGGUCAAGAAGAGUGCAGCCUUCACGAAGAAGCUGGAUCCAGCGUACCAAGUGGACAAGGGCAACAAGAUCAAGUUGGUGGUGGAGAUCAGUGACCCAGACCUUCCCCUUAAGUGGUUCAAGAAUGGCCAGGAGAUCAAACCAAGUAGCAAGUACGUGUUUGAGAACGUUGGUAAGAAGCGAAUUCUCACCAUCAACAAGUGCACGUUGGCAGACGAUGCUGCUUAUGAGGUCGCUGUCAAAGAUGAGAAGUGUUUCACUGAGCUCUUCGUCAGAGAGCCUCCAGUCCUGAUUGUCACACCACUCGAGGACCAGCAGGUGUUUGUGGGCGACCGGGUGGAAAUGUCAGUGGAGGUGUCAGAAGAUGGCGCCCAGGUCAUGUGGAUGAAAGACGGCGUGGAAUUGACACGGGAGGAUUCCUUCAAGGCUCAAUACCGCUUCAAGAAGGAUGGGAAGCGUCACAUUCUCAUCUACUCGGAAGUGACCCUGGAGGAUAGGGGUCGCUACCAGGUCAUGACCAAUGGCGGCCAGUGUGAGGCCGAGCUCAUUGUGGAAGAGAAACAGCUGGAGGUCCUACAGGACAUCGCAGAUCUGACGGUGAAGGCCUCAGAACAGGCCGUGUUUAAGUGCGAGGUGUCUGAUGAGAAGGUGACAGGCAAGUGGUACAAGAAUGGGAUCGAGGUGCGACCCAGCAAGAGGAUCACCAUCUCCCAUGUGGGGAGAGUCCACAAGCUGGUGAUCGAUGAUGUCCACCCUGAGGAUGAGGGGGACUACACAUUCGUGCCCGAUGGCUAUGCCCUGUCCCUCUCGGCCAAGCUCAACUUCCUGGAAAUCAAGGUGGAGUAUGUACCCAAGCAAGAGCCACCAAAGAUCCACCUGGACUGCUCAGGAAAGACCUCAGAGAAUUCGAUUGUGGUUGUGGCCGGAAACAAGCUGAGGCUCGACGUGUCCAUCACUGGAGAGCCUCGUCCUGUCGCCACCUGGCUGAAGGAGGAUGAGGUGUUCACGGCCCCCGAGGGCAGGAUCCACAUCGAGACUCAGGCAGACUCCAGCAGCUUCGUGAUCGAGAGUGCCGAUCGGGCGGACGAGGGCCGCUACACCAUCAAGGUCACCAACCCCGUGGGCGAGGAUGUGGCCUCCAUCUUCUUGCGGGUUGUGGAUGUCCCGGACCCCCCAGAGGCUGUGCGUAUCACCUCAGUUGGCGAGGAUUGGGCCAUCCUUGUCUGGGAGCCACCCAAGUAUGACGGGGGGCAGCCAAUCACUGGGUACCUCCUGGAGCGGAAGAAGAAGGGCUCUCAGCGCUGGAUGAAGCUGAACUUUGAGGUCUUUACCGAGACGACCUACGAGUCCACCAAGAUGAUCGAGGGCAUUCUCUACGAGAUGCGGGUCUUUGCCGUCAACGCCAUUGGGGUUUCCCAGCCCAGCAUGAACACCAAGCCCUUCAUGCCCAUUGCGCCCACGAGCGAGCCCCAGCACCUGAUGGUGGAAGACGUGACAGACACCACCACCACCCUCAAGUGGAGGCCCCCGGAUAGGAUUGGGGCCGGCGGCAUCGAUGGGUACCUGGUGGAGUACUGCCUGGAGGGCUCUGAGGACUGGGUCCCCGCUAACACGGAGCCCGUGGAGCGCUGCGGCUUCACGGUCAAGAAUCUCCCCACAGGAGCGAAAAUCCUGUUCCGGGUGGUGGCGAUCAACAUCGCGGGGCGCAGCCAGCCGGCCACCCUGUUUCAGCCGGUCACCAUCCGGGAGAUUGCAGAGCCACCCAAGAUCCGGCUGCCCCGCCAUCUCCGCCAGACUUACAUCCGCAAAGUGGGGGAGCCGCUCAACCUCGUCAUCCCUUUCCAGGGAAAGCCGCGGCCGCAGGUGGUGUGGACCAAGGGCGGGGCGCCCGUGGACACCUCCCGCGUGCACGUGCACACCAGCGACUUCGACACCGUGUUCUUCGUGCGCCAGGCGGCGCGCUCGGACUCGGGGGAGUACGAGCUGAGCGUGCAGAUCGAGAACAUGAAGGACACGGCCACCAUCCACAUCCGGGUCGUGGAAAAGGCAGGGCCCCCGGAGAACGUGAUGGUGAAGGAGGUGUGGGGCACCAACGCGCUGGUGGAGUGGCAGCCGCCCAGAGACAAUGGGAACAGUGAGAUCACGGGCUAUUUUGUGCAGAAGGCCGACAAGAAAACCAUGGAGUGGUUCACCGUCUACGAGCGCAACCGGCACACCUCCUGUACCGUGUCUGACCUCAUCGUGGGCAACGAGUAUUACUUCCGCGUCUAUAGCGAGAAUAUCUGUGGGCUCAGUGACUCGCCUGGUGUCUCCAAGAACACGGCCCGGAUCCUCAAGACGGGUCUCACCUUCAGACCGUUUGAGUACAAGGAGCAUGACUUCCGAACACCUCCCAAGUUCCUGACACCUCUACCAGACCGCGUGGUCGUGGCUGGUUACUCUGCGGCUCUCAACUGUGCGGUCAGAGGUCACCCAAAGCCGAAGGUGGUCUGGAUGAAGAACAAGAUGGAAAUCCGCGAAGACCCCAAGUUCCUGAUGACCAACCACCAGGGAGUCCUGACGCUGAACAUCCGCCGCCCGUCCCCCUUCGACGCGGGGACUUACUCCUGUAGGGCUGUCAACGAGCUGGGGGAGGCCCUGGCCGAGUGCAAGCUGGAAGUCCGAGUGCCACAGUGAGACCCUCUCUUUCACCUGUCAAGAUUAUUGGCUGCUGAGUCCUAAUGGACCUCCCUAAUCGGAGGAAACGGAAUGCCGUUUCCCUUCCCAGAAUUACCACUGAGAAGAUAAUAGUCUUGUCUACAACCUGCACGUGUCUGUCCUUCUUG